Olea europaea var. sylvestris is the source of this 1103-nucleotide messenger RNA. Its product is annotated as ras-related protein RABB1c-like. The record is from RefSeq and is a predicted model, not a curated record. Gene Ontology annotation, cellular component: Golgi apparatus. The transcript has 6 exons. Gene Ontology annotation, molecular function: GTP binding; GTPase activity. Lineage: Eukaryota; Viridiplantae; Streptophyta; Magnoliopsida; Lamiales; Oleaceae. Bases 128 to 757 code for a protein of 209 amino acids.
GUCCCUUUAUUAAACAAUCACAACUCCAUUAUUUUCAUCUUCAACAUUCCUAUCUUUGUUCGAAAUUGAAACUUUUGUAUGAAUUUUUCCAGUUCUCCUUUCACGGACGUUCUAAUUUGAAGGAAGCAUGUCUUACUCUUACCUUUUUAAGUUUAUUAUCAUCGGCGAUACUGGAGUGGGAAAGUCGUGUCUUCUUCUUCAAUUUACUGACAAGCGUUUUCAGCCUGUGUAUGACUUAACUAUUGGAGUUGAGUUUGGGGCAAGGAUGAUUACAGUCGAUAAUAAACCCAUUAAGUUACAAAUAUGGGACACGGCCGGUCAGGAAUCAUUCAGAUCGAUCACAAGGUCUUACUACAGAGGGGCUGCUGGUGCACUUUUAGUCUAUGAUAUAACAAGGAGGGAAACCUUUAGUCAUUUGGCUAGCUGGCUAGAAGAUGCAAGGCAGCAUGCAGUCCCAAAUAUGACAAUCAUGCUGAUAGGCAACAAGUGUGAUCUUGCGCAGAGAAGGGCUGUCAGCACGGAAGAAGGAGAGCAGUUUGCAAAAGAACAUGGACUUAUUUUCAUGGAAGCAUCUGCUAAAACUGCUCAGAAUGUUGAGGAGGCUUUUGUAAAAACGGCUGCAACAAUAUACAAAAAGUUGCAGGAUGGAGUUCUCGAGUUGAAUGGGCAUAAUGGAAUCCAAGUUGGUAAUGUUCCAAUCCCAGGCUUGUCUGGUGGCGGGAGUGUUUCUUCUCAAGGUGGAGGUUGCUGCAGUUGAUAUUUGUUGGCAAUAAUUGAAGAGCACUCUUUUCCUGUCGUCCAACAAUUCAUGUUCAUUCUACAAAUAUCGCAUUGCAACAUUACUUGUGUGGUGUCGUUAUGUCUUUCUGCAUUUCCCGUCUAUUUUACUGUAAAUUAAACUAUAGAUUACCCUUGUCGCUGGUUGUACCAAGAAAGUUCUGUUCGAGUAAAAUGCAUACGUUAUGCCAAGUUGGGUACAUCCGGAAAUGAAAUUGUAUCUGUAUAUUGCUGGAUGAUGCUAAUGAAUAUCUCCGAAAUCGGGUAGAUUGUGUGUAAUUUAGGCUUCUGUCUCUCUUAUAUUGCCAAUCAAUCAUCAUGGAAUA